GCUGCCUUUGAGCGAGUCUCUGAAGAUCAACUGCCUCCUGGUCACAUUUCUGGUUCAGAAGCUGCUUGCCCUGGUUGUGCUAAGGGGUGAUGCUCAAGACGCAUCACUUUUCAAGAAUUGGAUCAUGAACAACUUCAUCCUCCUGGAAGAACAGCUAAUCAAGAAAUCCCAGCAGAAGAGAAGAACUUCUCCCUCAAAUUUUAAAGUCCGCUUCUUUGUUUUAACCAAAGCCAGCCUGGCCUACUUUGAGGAUCGUCAUGGGAAAAAGCGCACACUGAAGGGCUCCAUUGAACUCUCCCGAAUCAAAUGUGUCGAGAUUGUGAAAAGUGACAUUAGCAUCCCAUGUCACUAUAAAUACCCAUUUCAGGUUGUGCAUGACAACUACCUCCUGUAUGUGUUUGCUCCAGACCGCGAGAGCCGGCAGCGCUGGGUGCUGGCCCUUAAAGAAGAAACAAGGAAUAAUAACAGUCUGGUGUCCAAGUAUCACCCUAAUUUCUGGAUGGAUGGGAAGUGGAGGUGCUGUUCUCAGAUGGAAAAGCUUGCAACGGGUUGUGCCCACUAUGAUCCGACCAAGAAUGCUUCAAAAAAGCCUCUUCCUCCUACUCCUGAAGACAACAGGCGAUCACUUCAGGAACCUGAAGAGACCCUGGUCAUUGCCUUGUAUGACUACCAAACCAAUGAUCCUCAGGAGCUGGCGCUGCAGCGCAAUGAGGAAUACUACCUGCUAGACAGCUCUGAGAUUCACUGGUGGAGAGUUCAAGACAGGAACGGGCAUGAAGGGUAUGUACCAAGCAGUUAUCUGGUAGAGAAAUCUCCAAAUAACCUGGAAACCUAUGAGUGGUACAAUAAAAGCAUCAGUCGAGACAAGGCUGAAAAACUUCUGCUGGAGUCUGGCAAAGAAGGAGCCUUCAUGGUCCGAGAUUCCAGGACCCCAGGAACAUACACUGUAUCUGUUUUCACCAAGGCCAUUGUAAGUGAGAACAGCCCCUGUAUAAAGCAUUAUCACAUCAAGGAAACAAACGACAACCCCAAGCGAUACUAUGUGGCUGAAAAGUAUGUGUUUGACUCCAUCCCUCUCCUCAUCAAUUAUCACCAACACAAUGGAGGAGGCCUGGUCACGCGACUCCGGUAUCCAGUUUGUUCCUGGCGGCAGAAAGCCCCGGUAACUGCAGGGCUGAGAUACGGAAAAUGGGUCAUCCAUCCCUCAGAGCUCACUUUUGUGCAGGAGAUCGGCAGUGGGCAGUUUGGCUUGGUACACCUUGGCUACUGGCUCAACAAGGACAAGGUGGCUAUCAAAACCAUUCAGGAGGGGGCUAUGUCUGAAGAGGACUUCAUAGAGGAGGCCGAAGUCAUGAUGAAACUCUCUCACCCCAAGCUGGUCCAGCUCUAUGGCGUGUGUCUGGAGCAGGCCCCCAUUUGCCUGGUGUUUGAGUUCAUGGAACACGGCUGCCUGUCAGAUUACCUGCGCAACCAGCGGGGGCUCUUUGCGGCAGAGACCCUGCUGGGCAUGUGCCUGGACGUGUGUGAGGGCAUGGCCUACCUGGAAAAAGCGUGUGUCAUCCACAGAGAUCUGGCUGCCCGAAAUUGCUUGGUGGGAGAAAACCAAGUCAUCAAGGUGUCAGACUUCGGGAUGACAAGGUUCGUCCUUGACGAUCAGUACACCAGUUCCACAGGCACCAAGUUCCCCGUGAAGUGGGCGUCCCCCGAAGUGUUCUCUUUCAGCCGCUACAGCAGCAAGUCAGACGUGUGGUCAUUCGGAGUGCUGAUGUGGGAAGUCUUCAGUGAAGGCAAGAUCCCGUACGAAAACCGAAGCAACUCGGAGGUGGUGGAAGACAUCAGUACCGGAUUUCGGUUGUAUAAGCCUCGACUUGCGUCCGCUCACAUCUACCAAAUCAUGAAUCACUGCUGGAAGGAGAGACCAGAAGACCGGCCACCCUUCUCCAGACUAUUUGGACAACUGGCUGAAAUCGCAGAGUCAGGACUUUAGUAGAGACUCACUGCCAGACCACGGACUGAACCUCCUGAGUGGAGGAAGAAUGUCCUCCUUCCACGGAGCAUUAAAAGCUGUCACACCAGCCCAGGACUUCCCAGAGGCAGGCGGCUCAGCCAUGGAGCUGAGGACCAGGCCAGCACCGCAGUGACGUCCCCGCACCCUGCUGGCCUCCUGUCACAGAGUGCACAAGCUUCGGUCUGACAGCUUUCAGGAAACAUUUCUUGCACUUCUUGGUGAUAGCGAGAGACAGAUGAAGACUCCAGGUUCUUAUUUUUAUUAGUAUUUUAAGCCUGGAUCUCAAGUUGAUGGCUCAAGGGACUUUUUAUUUGACCAGAUGUAAUAUCCCAGUAUAUAAGCAUGGCCCUUCUUCUAAGAAAACCAGUGAGUUGAUUAAGGCCAGGAAGAGUGUUCUGUAGCUGCACCUUUGUCAGCCACAGCUUCCUGCCCCUGCUGAGCUAAGUGAGCACCUUCUCACACCAAAGGCCGGAUGUGCUGAGAGGCAGCUUUCUGAGGUUUUCUGAGCCCGCUGCCGUCUCUGUCCUUCAUGCAGCAUGGUGAGUGCCAUUGGAUGCAUUGGGGUGAACCAUCAGCAUCCCUUAGUUGGACCACUGGGUAUUUGACGUCCAGACAAGAAUAGGAGAGUUUCUAAGAGUGGAAAACCAACGAGUACCAAGCAGGCCUUCAAUUCUUACCACUCCAACUCUCCCAUUUUAUACCAAGCCACUCAAGUGACAAUGCCUCCUCAUCUGUGCAGAACGAGGAGGGAAUAGCUACUUCUGAACCCUCAUCUUUAACGCCUUUGGCAGCCAGCCCCUUGUCUGCACUAUCCCACCCACGCCAACAGAGGGCAGCAUUGUGCUGGGUGGCCCUGCAGAGAAAUUGAAGGUUGCUUAGGCCUUCAGGGUUAGCAGCGUUAAGGUCAAGACUUCAAGGCUCCCAAACUUCUAGGCGAGGAAUUAGGAGUUUGUUCUUCCUCAGACUGUCUGGAUGGGAACUGAGUCAAGCACCGAUUGGGAUACUUCCAAGACGUUCGAGUACGUCUGAUGUUGACUGAGCACUUGUAUAGGCAAAGCGAAUGUACGCUGGGCUACAAGAUAUUCCUACAGGAUCUCAGUUCACCAAGUUUUGAUACCAACCCCUGGAGAUAGUAUUAUUAUCUGUUAUCCCCAUUUUCCACAUUGUGUAACUGAGUCCUUAAAAAGCCAUGUUACCUGCCCGAAAUGACGGAACUGGGAAGUACAGAGCUGGGAUUCUUGUCCAAAUCAGUCUUGCCGGAGUGCAGAUUUUUUAAUCUUAUUCAACACUGCCUCCUGCUGAGAAUGAAGAGAAUUGCAAAGGAGAUCGACAUUACAGAGGAGAAAGACCUCUCAUUGACCACCAAGACAAAUCAAUGUAUCACCAUCAGUGAGUAAUCUUGCUUGUGCACAGACCACGAAGGUGAGCAGUGCAGCCCUCCAACUUGGAACAGGACCUUCACUCUUUUCACCUUCACCUUGAUCACAGUUAAUGACUUUGGAGUCACUCAGUUAAUUAACUUUAAUCUUCCCAGCUCAACAGUCAGUUUGCAUAAAGCCAUUUAUAGAUGAGCUUUAAAGCAGCUUUAAAAAUUCUACUGCAGAAGCAUACCUUUGCCCUCUAAUUAUCAUUCUAGCUUUGAGCGUUGUCAUCUUUCACACCUCAUGGGGAGGGGUAUUCCAUAACACGAGAGACUUGGUUUUCCUCGAGUGUUCAGAUAAAGCUCUUAGAAAAAUUAUCGCUAGUGUUGCAAUCAGCUCUUUCUAAGUCCUGCAAUAUUUUGACUGGCUUGAGAUACAGAUAUAUAACUUUUAACUAUAAUUCUUGUGAGACAGAGAGCCUUAAGAUAAAAUAUCGUUCUGAAGAUGAUUUUGCUCAACUUAUCCACAAUCAUCCCCGUUUACUUUCCAGCAUUUUGUACAUUCUCUUUUGGAAACCUUAACUAGGGGUGAUUUCUGGGAUAGCCAGCCAGGAAGAAAAACAAUAGAAUUGACUGAUCUCUGUGAUUUGGUUUAGAAAAAUUCCCCUGGUAUGGUAUUAUCUUUUUUCAGCUCAGAUUCAUGCCUUUAACGGAACCCGUGUUACUUCCUCAUACCCAAUAUUUGGUGUCACAAAAUGGGCUUCUCGCCUGCUGUUUGUCCCCCUCACAUUUUGAAAAUGAUGCCCUUUCCACAGAGAAUUCCUCUAUGCAAAGUUUUAGUUGUAGUUGCGUUUUGUAUAUCUUGUAUUUUGCAUCCUUUGUGACUAUGUAUUUAUAUGUGGAUCAGAUGACUAUUUAUUAGUAUACGAUCACUGCUACCGUUCAAAAUACAAAUGAAAGUAUCCCUUAUCCUUUGUAGAAUGCAGCAAGUCAAAAAAACUGCCUUAUGGCAAAUAAAGCUGUGUAUGUUUCAACAAA
Chinchilla lanigera (long-tailed chinchilla) is the source of this 4406-nucleotide messenger RNA. RefSeq names its product IL2-inducible T-cell kinase (gene Itk). NCBI's taxonomy places the organism in Eukaryota, Metazoa, Chordata, Mammalia, Rodentia, Chinchillidae. The record is from RefSeq and is a predicted model, not a curated record. Bases 125 to 1987 code for a protein of 620 amino acids. Gene Ontology annotation, biological process: NK T cell differentiation; peptidyl-tyrosine autophosphorylation; T cell receptor signaling pathway. Gene Ontology annotation, molecular function: ATP binding; non-membrane spanning protein tyrosine kinase activity; protein binding. The transcript is spliced from 17 exons.